UGGUCCGCAGAGGAAGCUGGAAAGGCGGGGUCGUUUCUGCGGGAUUACUUUUCUGGGGCCGCUCCUGAUUGGGCGGCGUGAUGCGAUGCGCGCGACCCUUUAGACAACAAACUGUAAGGGACCGGACCCUGUCCUCUGGCUGCUCCCACCCGUAAUCGGAAACCCAGGGGCAGACUUCCGGGCUAGGGCCCUUGCAGAGGGCAAGGGGUGGCCGCGGGGCUCGGGCCACAUUCGCCUGGGUUUCCCAGCUCCGGGCACCGUCAUCAACGAAUGCUCCUUGAAUAUACGUGCGAAUAAAGAGCCGGGACGGAGAGCUUCAGUUGCCCUCUCGCUUCCCAGUUCCGCAAGACCCCUGGGCGGCGGAGUCAUGGACAAGCGCCUGCAGGAGGCUCAGCUGUACAAGGAGGAAGGGAACCAGCGCUACCGGGAGGGGAAGUACCGAGAUGCUGUGAGUCGGUACCAUCGCGCUCUGCUUCAGCUGCGGGGUCUGGAUCCCAGUCUGCCCUCCCCGAUACCCGACCUGGGACCCGAGGGCCCGGCUCUCACACCCGUUCAGGAAAGCAUGCUGCACACCACCCAGACAGACUGCUACAACAAUCUGGCUGCCUGUCUCCUUCAGAUGGAGCCAGUCAACUACGAACGAGUGAAAGAAUACAGCCAGAAAGUCCUGGAACGACAGCCUGAUAAUGCCAAGGCCUUGUAUCGGGCCGGAGUAGCCUUUUUCCACCUGCAGGACUAUGACCAAGCUCGGCACUACCUCCUGGCUGCUGUCAACAAGCAGCCAAAAGAUGCCAAUGUCCGGCGGUACCUCCAGCUGACACAGUCGGAACUCAGUAGCUACCAUCAGAAAGAGAAGCAGCUCUACGUGGGCAUGUUCGGUUAACAGAGAAGAAUGACGCUUCUCCGCUUGAACUUCGGGGAAAGUCUCACCCAGUGAACCCGAGCCUCGCAGGAGACACGAGCCCCACACCUCUGACCCAGGUGUCUGUCUGUCUUGUUUCUAGUCCUGCACAGACUCUGAACAACUUACACAGUCUGCCUUUGCUUUUUUGUCUGUCCAUCUAUAUAUUUGUAUAGCUUUUAAUACAUGGUAUUCUUGGGGACAUUUUCCCUGAGAAUUACAACCAGAGUAUAUUCAUCACCUGUGUGUGGAAUUAAUCAUAGAUUCUAAUGAUGGAUGUUGUCAGAUGUAUUCAUACACAGAGGAGACGUUUAGCAGAGGAUGAAGGAAGGACUGGCAAAGAGGAGUUUCUUCCUUUGUUUUCUCAGAUGCCCAAAGCCAAACUUAGGCCAGAAACUGGGCAGUAUAUUUCUUUUGUGAAACUAGACAAUUACAAAUUGGGCCCACGUGUCUUAAAAUGAAAGGUUUCAGUGCUCGCUUCGGCAGCACAUAUACUAAAAUUGGAACGAUACAGAGAAGAUUAGCAUGGCCCCUGCGCAAGGAUGACACGCAAAUUCGUGAAGCGUUCCAUAUUUAAAAAAAAAAAAUGAAAGGUUUCAAAUUAAAUUAAUUCCUUAUUUUUAACAUUCCACACAUAUUCGGAUUCUUCUUCCCCUACAAAAGUAUCUGGUUCCUAUUGUUUGGGUAAUUUCUAGUCAUUGCUGUUGUUUGUAUUCAGAUCAUUACAGUAGACUUAUUUAAUUUUCCAUUAAACUCUUCUAUUUUAAGAUCUCUGGAGUCAAGCAUUUAAGUAUUUAUUUAAUAAUCCUUCCACCCUCGUGCUACAAAAACACCCAAGUAAGCAGGUUAGUUUUUAAUAAGUGCAUUGCUAUAGUAUGCUUGUUUCUCUGAAACUUAGGAAAGACAGAUUACUAAGUCUAGAAACAGUACCAUGAACGAGCAGGAUAAAAGCAUAAAUCUGUUCUCUACCUGUCACCUUGUAUUUAGCCAGAGCCCAGUUCCCCUACAGAGGAGGGAAACCAUGAGGAAGGGUUCUCCUUCCUUAGUUAGUGCCUUUUAAGUACCGUUUUCAAAACCUUCUGGAAGCUGUGCGGGCACCAGCGCAGGCUGCGGAGCUGAUGCAGCCAUGGCUCAGUAGGAGGCUCCAUCCACCUUCCACUCACUUGUGAAUAAUGUCCACACUAGUUCUUUCUGCAGAGUAGAGGAGACCGAAUAGCACUGCCUCUGCUUUUGUGAGUGGAGCGGAUAAUUAGCCUGUGUCAUCAGUCAUCACAUAGCCACCGACUGCAGAAAGAAACACCUUAGUCUUGCCAGAUGUACCUAAGUUCUUCUCCCUUUAUCAGUCACUCCCCAUCUCCCAAUAAAAUAGCUCCUCUUCGUGUCUCCCUGUUCCCUUCAAUAUUGCAACCAUCAGCUUACAACACAAACUUCUACGAAAUAAUCUUUUUUUAAAAAUAUAUUUUAUUGAUUUUUCACACAGAGGAAGGGAGAGGGACAGAGAGCUAGAAACAUCGAUGAGAAACAUUGAUCAGCCGCCUUCUGCACACCUCCUACUGGGGAUGUGCCCGCAACCAAGGCACAUGCCCCUGACCGAAAUCGAACCUGGGACCCUUCAGUCCACAGGCUGACGCUCUAUCCACUGAGCCAAACCGGCCAGGCCAAAAUAAUCUUAAUGAAUCCAAGGAUAGAACUAACAAAAGUAGAAUCUUUUAUUCCUUUUCCAAGCCUCUUACAUUUCUAAAUCUAGAUUGUUGACAAAAUUUUGUCAUGGUUGCAUGUUUUGUGUGUUUUGGGCUGUUUUUGCUUUCUGAUUUCAUUUUGUUUGUGGUUUGUUUUUCAAGACAAUGUUCCUGUGAGUUAUCUUCUGUAUCAAUGAGGAAAAAAUAAAACUGAUAUUUAAAAAUGAA
This is a messenger RNA of Myotis myotis, 2808 nucleotides long. It is a transcript of the gene TTC9C, whose product is annotated as tetratricopeptide repeat domain 9C. Bases 368 to 883 code for a protein of 171 amino acids. The record is from RefSeq and is a predicted model, not a curated record. The transcript is spliced from 4 exons. Lineage: Eukaryota; Metazoa; Chordata; Mammalia; Chiroptera; Vespertilionidae. Gene Ontology annotation, molecular function: protein binding.